AUGGUGAACCAGGUCAAUGACUACAUCAAGUCCCUGAACUGGGGUUCCAAGACGGACCUGCGUUCCAAGAACAUCAAGUACUACAACUCCUUCGCAACCUUCAAGGAUGCGCACACCAUCUCCUUGGACAAUGGCAAGGGGAAGAAAGAGGAGGUCUCUGCCAAGUACAUCCUCAUAGCAUGCGGUGGCCGCCCAACAUACGGAGACGUGCCAGGUGUGAAGGAGUGCUGCAUCAGCUCGGACGACAUCUUCUGGACCAAGAAGGCGCCUGGCAAGACGCUGGUCAUUGGCGCCUCGUACAUUGCCCUGGAGUGUGCUGGCUUCAUCGCCGGUUUCGGCUUCGACGUGACAGUGAUGGUCCGGUCCAUUUUGCUGCGAGGUUUCGACCAGGACAUUGCCGACAUGAUUGGAGCGUACAUGCAGAAGCAUGGCGUGAACUUCGCACGUGAGAUGGUCCCUUCCAAGUACGAGAAGACGGCCGAUGGCAAGGUCAAGGUCUUCGUGAAGGACAAGGAGUACGGGGUCUUCGACACGGUCUUGGUCGCCAUCGGCCGAACCGGCUGCGCUGGACAGCUGAAUGUCGAGGCAGCUGGCCUGUCCUACAACCCCAAGACGGGCAAACUUGAUGUUAACGACAAUGACCAGACCAGCGUUCCGAACAUUUUCGCUAUCGGGGAUGUGUGCGAGGGCAAGCCCGAGCUGACCCCCGUGGCCAUCCAGGCCGGCCGCAUGCUGACGCGGCGCCUCUUCGCGGAGUCCACCAAGAAGAUGGACUACACAGACAUCGCCACCACCGUGUUCACGCCCAUUGAGUAUGGCUGCGUGGGGUACUCGGAGGACGAGGCGAAGGAGAAGAUCGGCAAGAGCCGAAUUAAGGUUUACCACUGCACGGCUCAGCCCCUGGAGUGGAACCUGAACUCCGAGCGUAAGGAUGACAUGGGUUACAUGAAGCUGAUUGUGGACAAGGAUGAGAAGGAGAAGGUGGUCGGCGUGCACAUUCUCGGUCCCAACGCUGGGGAGAUCAUACAAGGCCUAAGCGUGGCCAUUCGAUGCGGUGUCACGAAGGAGCACUUCGAUGAUUGCGUCGGAAUCCAUCCGACCUACGCCGAGUCGUACACAACCAUGACUGAAGAGAAGACAGAAAACUCAGCCCUUCCGACCAAGGGAGGCUGCUGA
Messenger RNA from Symbiodinium natans, 1176 nucleotides. Lineage: Eukaryota; Dinophyceae; Suessiales; Symbiodiniaceae. The record is from the annotation of a GenBank genome assembly.